AUAUAAACCAUUUUAGUAAAUUUGCGUUCCGUAGGUCAUGAUUUUAAUGGAAAUUAGGUAAGCAUACGAAUGAAUUGAAACAGUAGUCUUUAUCAUUUCAUUAAUUGGUAGAAGGUAAAUAAUUCCUGUUAACUGUAAUUCUUAUUGUAAGGAAAGUUUUAUUCUAACGUAAAUUAAAUAAACAUCUAAGAAUUAUUCAUUACUCAUCAUUUCAAUGAAAGUAAGUAUUGUCAGAACUUGACUUACUCGCUCUGACCAUAUUAUGGAUACCAUAAAUAUCUUUGGUACAUGUAACCUAAAACAGUGGAUCGUUUUCAAUAUAGUCUAUUCAUAUGGAUCCAAACUUAAUCGCCUGUGUUUAGUUUCGAUCCUGGUACGAUUGAUUCCCAUGGUUGACAAUUUCACACUAUUAGAGAUAUUUUAUUAGUUGUUAAACUUCUCUUAUAUUCUCUUCGUUGCCCCCAACUGCCAAGGGUGAGGAGAGUCCUCCCUCUCGAAAUGCUCUCAUGUGUAGAGCCACCAUCAGAGAUGUCUUAACUACCUUCUCGCGGUGUUGCUAUGAUGUCUGGUACUAUGUCAACCCACAUAGGUUAUUCUAGUCUCUGGACAAACCAGUCUAUUCAUUCUUCUUAAGCCACAUUUUUACCCUGUCACUUAUUUGCUUAUUAAUCCUAACUUGUUUUUAUAUGACCGUGUGUGCGUGUAUUGCUUACCCCAUUCAUCACAUGUCUGUAACUUUUGUCUGAAUAUGAAUAUCGAUUAACGUUUGAUUAAAUGGAGUUGGCUCAUAUGACUUCUCCGAUCCGCUCCACCUCGUUACCUUUCUUGUCUGUCCAGAUCCACGAUCGAUCGAAUCCUUAUUAACAGUCGGUUAUGUACUGUUAGAUUUGAAAGUUCCACCAAAGUGCGAAGGAAUCGGUAUGAGAGACGAUGUAUUUUCGUCAUCCCUACGCUCCGACAGAUUGCAGCCCGGAUGUGGUCACUGCUUAGUUUUACAACCAGUUAAAUAUUCUACGAAAAGUGCGUCCGAAAGAUAUUGCAGUGCUAACCAGAGACUUGAAUGCUCCGGUCAGUUGUCUAGGUACAAAAGAGAGUCUUUAAGGUGGUCGAUGGGAACUUGCUGGUCUCAGGUCAGAAAACGGUGACCACAAACGAAGACUGUAAGGUGAUGAAGUUGUGAAAAGCUUGCGUAAAGACCGAAGAGCCUGAUGGUCAGAGCGCGCUAACGAGUUAGAAACAGCAACUAUCCCCGAAUACUGCCCGUAGCUCUUCCAACUCAUCCGAGUCACUAGCAGCAAGACGCUUGAUGUAAGUGAAGCUGAUGGGAUGCCAAUCAACAACAUUUACCGACGUCUUAGACGAUAGGCAGAAUUCUUCGAGGAACAGUCCAACUGGCCUGCUGUCUCGGCGACAUCGAUCAGACUUUUCUGCCUUCCACUGCCAAUGACGACUGAUUCACCUGACAACGCGGAAGUUUGCAAGAAACUCCGACUCCUGAAGUGCCACAAAUCACUAGGCUCAGACGACUUGUCUCCAGUCCUUUUUAAAGAUGGUGGUGACUUUCUGGUUAUGGAACUAACUGAGAUAUUUACAAAAGUCUGGCAAUUGGAGUGUCCAACGUCGUGGAAUGAGUUGACAGUUAUCCAUAUCUUUAAAUACGGUUUAUGUCGUUUCUAAGACAACUAUCAAGAGAUAAGUCUGCUUCUGAUUGAGUGCAAAUUAUUGGCUUCUAUCUUACUUCGUAGAUUGUUCAAAAUCCAAGAACGGUUGAUUCGUGAGGAGCAGGUCGGGUUUCAUUCUGACCGAGGAUGUAUCGAUCAUAUCUUCCACCUCCGCCAAAUGUUAGAACACCGACAUAAUUAUUGCAGGCAAACAAUCGUAGUGCUUCCUGACAUCAGGGCUGCCUUCGAUUCGUUGGACAGGACUGUUCUCUGGGAUUGUCUAUUGAAGAGAGGUGUGCAUGAGAAAUUUAUUAACAUCUAAGCCCUAUAUACACCGACCUCUUUCCAUUGUGGCAUGGAUCUCCCGCCUGGAGAAAGACUUCUCGACCUUGUGUAUGGGGAGGGUAUUGUCUCACUGUGCGAUGAUACUCAAGUCAUGCAAUCCACACUUAGUCAGUUGGCAAUUAGUGUCUGUAUGGUAUGUGUUUUUCCCCUUCGAAAUGCAAAAUACUUUUGCAUGACUGGCAUGACUGCGAUCUUACAUUCACUCUGCAAAAUGUUCGCUUGGUUACUUUGUGGUUAGUAAGCGUCCGUCGAAUUCUGCUUUCAGUUUGUAAGUAACUCAGUUAUCUUCUGUAGAUUUGUAUUUAAUGUCACCAAAAACUAAGACGAUAUAUUUUAAUAUUAACAUAUUAAUUAACAAACUAGUUUAACUCAGUAAAUGUAAUAAAUAUGAUCUUAUUUAUUAAACUUUUCCGAGUAAACACCAGGUUCUAUAAACAGGGAAUAAAGAAUCAAACUUUUAAACAAUACUUAAAAACUCAUUUAUUUACAACCAACUAUGUGUGCAUUCAAAUAUACAUUCUCGGUACUCAAAUGAUCAUUUUUCUGCCUCUUUAUCUACUAGUAUCCCUUAAUUCUGAGAGGUCAUGCCUUUCUCAAGUAGGUCUGAAAACUCAAGAGUAGACUGGUCCAUUAAAAUAAUUAACUUAGUCACAUUUUUGAUAUUAUUUUGGAGAUCCCAAGCAACACAAUUGUGUUGCGAAGAAAGGGGAAAUAAAGCGGACGAAGGCGUAAAUAAAGGGGAAAUGUCGCUUUUUCGCCUUUACGUCGUGUAUUUGGGGGAAAUUUGUCGACAAUUCUACGUAACGUACAGUGUUUGAAUGAACCGCAUCCAGAACUGAAGUUUUCAUAAACUUCGACAAAUUAAGGCACCACUUAAUAAAAAAAACAAAAGUAUCGUCAUAAAAACAAUGUACAAAAUACGGAACCAGGCAUUCGGUUGAUACGCAUAUAGAGUGACUUCGUUUGUUGUUUAGCUAAAGUGUUCCGACAUGCUUUGUAGCCAUCACAAAAAACCUACGUGAUGCAGGUGAGUGACGUGCUCUCAGAUUUUCAUGUUCAUUGUAACUGAUUACCUUGUAAGGCUAAUACUAUGAGUUCUAUUGAAGUCAGUGAGAAUGUUCGUAGACGUAGGGCCACUGUGAACUUGUCACGUUCCCUUGGCUGUCAUAGAUCCACUUAUAACAGAAGGUGGGAUAAAAUGAAAGCUGCUUUCAUGAAAAAAUAUGACUUUCUUUCGUUCAGUGAGUUUGCUAAUGAAAGCACCCUAAAAGAAGUAAAUAGAGAAAUCAGUUGUAAUGAAAGUACUCCAACUAUUACACCGUCCACUAGCAACAUCAAUCAAAGGCUUUCAGAUAAUAGUGGAUGUAGUGAACUUGUGCUGUCAAAAGAUCGUGAAUCGCAAAGAACUAAUGAACGACUUUAUGAUGUAUAUAAUGUCAAAUACAUCUCUGAGCAUAGGAGAUGCUGAUCGGGUUCUGUAUGGUCUACGAUUUCUUAUCCCGGACAUACCGAAAAGCAUCAGAGGUGUUCUGAAGACUUGUAAAUGUAUGGCCAUAAAUUGUAGGAAUUAUCUAGUUCUAAUCCUAUUGCUGCAUACUUGGCUGUAAAUGCAUUUUGUUCCACUAGUGUUUAAUAAAUGACGAAAUAUAUUUUAAUUAGGUCUUAUGUUAUUCUCAGCCCGCUAACAAGAAGUACGUCAUUGUUGACGUCCUCAGCAAAAAACAACUGAUGAUAGCAUCCAAGGAGUGGAUAGUAGGCAAGGAACUUUGCGUUUUUCCGAACGAGCUUGUCGAUAUACACCUUCAGAAGUGCGACCAACCGAAUGAAAAUUGGUCACUUAUGAAAUGUAAAGUUAUUCACGAAUUAGAUUCUCUGCAGUCUGCCAGAGAUCUGUUACUUUCCAUACAAAUACUGCAAUCUCACCGGGAAAACACUUCAACGGAUGAAAACACUCUGCCACAUAACGCUGAGAAGCACAAGAGAGCUGCCAUGAAGCCCAAACAAGUAUAUGUUUACAAUUCAGUAGACAUGGAUGUUGCUGAAAUGCAGACUGGCAAUAGUCAUGUUCAAUAUCCCUAAUUCAGGUUGUUUGACAAAUUAGUUUCGCCUAUUGCUAAUUCGACGCAAUUAGAGACAUCCCCGUCUACAUCGGCAUCGAAGCGUGUCCAUGGUGCUUCAGCAGACCAAUUAGAUAGGUUGCAUGCAAUGGUGCAAAACAUUUCGUCAACUAUGAAUGACUUCAGUCAGACGUUGCAGAAAAUGUCAACAGCCAUUUCGGAUUUGAGUAUUAAUGUAUAGCAAUUGCUUUCAAAGUCUAAUGAGCGCGAAAGACCGCAUCAAUUCGAUUGCGGACUGUCGAGUCAGCAGUUCUCUUUGUCAUCUGAAGAGGAACUACAGAUGCUGGAUACUGGUUUGUCGCAGAAAGAAACCAGGGACAGAUUUUUAAGUCAUUACCAUGAAUUUAAUAAUUUGUUACUAUUACAGAUGGUAAUGGUCACUAGGUUAUCAAGUGACGAUCCAAAAACGUCGAUGCGUUUUGUUCUGUCGCAUCUGUUGACACCGGAGGUUGCCAGUAAAUUCACGUUACUUGGCACCUCUUCAAAACGAGCACUACAGAAUUGCACGUUUUACGGCUGCAUACGAAGUGCCUUAACUCAUCGCUUUCUGUCAUCCUCUGCCAACGAAAAAGACCUUGGUAAGCUCUAUGACAUCGCAACACAAGGUUACUUUCACGGUAUCCGAGACAGGAUGAUAAAGCGUAAUAGAAGAAAACAAGACCAGUUACAGUCAACAAUAUUAACGAACAUAACCGUGAGUUCAGCUUCAAGUAUUUGGCUGUGCCAAAGCAUGUGAUUGAGAUAUGGUUGUGACUUUUUUUAAAAUUCAGAAUUCACAGGACGACAACCUCAAUUCUCAAUAGCCGAACGAACGUGGCUUGAGGGAAUAGUCCGUGCAAUUGUUUUGAUGUUCUACCUAGAUUUCAAUAAACAUUAUUUUUUCAAACAGCUUACUGUUUUACUUACAUGGGAAACUGUUGAAGUGUUGAGACUGUGUGUUUGAGUGUCAGUUAACUUUUGCUUAAAUACACAUUCCUUAUAAAUAAAACAUCACCUGUUCCUUCUUUUUCAGAUAAUUUCAAAUAACAAUGAAUUAGCAAUUGCAUUGGAUAUGCAAAACAAUCGAUGCUUAAGCUUCGGCUCUAGUGUUGUACAAUGAUACGCUUUUCCUUUUAAAUAAAAAUUUUCAAAAAUGUACCGUUUUUCCACUGCAUGGCAGAUAUAUUUUGGUCUGUUGAUGAAAAUAAAGGCGAACAUAGGAGAUCUUUGGGGUUCUGUGAACGGAUGGGAAAUAGGGGGUUAUAUGUGUAUUUAGGCGAAAAGUAGACAAUUCCGCGGAUAUUUAGGCGGAAAGUAGCCAAUUCGGUGGAUAUUUAGGUGAAAAUGCGACAAUUCAGCGGUUAUUUAGGCGAAAAUGCGACAAUUCGGCGGAUAGUUAGGCGAUAAGUCGGUAAUUUGUCGACAAAACGGCGAAAAGGCGACAUUCUGGCGCGUUUUCUCUUUAUUUUCCCUUUCGCCACCAAAGCAUUUACCCCUUUAUUUCCCCUUUCUUCGCCUUUAUUUCUCCUUUUUGGGUUGUCUGGGAUUUUAUGCUAUCCGACCUGGAUGAUUCUGUCAUUAAGCUUUUAUUGUCUUUCUAGACGUGAUUAUCGGCUAAAACUGCUGAGCUUUAAAUUAUUUACAUCACCCCAGCUUUUGUAUGCAUCUACAGUACGGAUGCAGAUGCCAAUUACUAAGUAAGAAAAUUGACUUGUAGCUCUACUACCGAAAUUUGAGUUGUGGUAGAUCUAUAUCUGGUACCAGAGAACUAGUUUAUUCAAACAGUUAGUAAACCAAUGUUAAGAGUAAAUGUCACAGAAUUACAGGGUUUUAGAAUUUAAAGUUCUCAUCAGGUUUUUUAGGUUAUUUAGUGGCACGUGAAAAAUAUCUCGGAGGCAUCAUUUGAAGUAUGAAAUCAAAACUCAUUUUAAAAC
Molecule: messenger RNA, 6036 nt
Organism: Schistosoma haematobium
Lineage: Eukaryota; Metazoa; Platyhelminthes; Trematoda; Strigeidida; Schistosomatidae
Exons: 9
Coding region: 3097-3474 (125 amino acids)
Source: RefSeq, a predicted model, not a curated record